This is a messenger RNA of Emiliania huxleyi CCMP1516, 1068 nucleotides long. RefSeq lists its product as hypothetical. Lineage: Eukaryota; Haptophyta; Isochrysidales; Noelaerhabdaceae. The record is from RefSeq and is a predicted model, not a curated record. The transcript has 7 exons. Gene Ontology annotation, molecular function: cysteine-type endopeptidase activity; cysteine-type deubiquitinase activity. Gene Ontology annotation, biological process: protein deubiquitination. Gene Ontology annotation, cellular component: cytosol; nucleus. The annotation marks the transcript as partial.
AGCGCCUCUGCCACGGCCUUCGCCCUUUCCGCGCGGAUGCAUGGCCCCACGCCGCCGAACAGGCCGCGCGGCACGACGGAUGGCGGCAAGACGUGUGCUGUCUGCGAGAAGCCAUCGACCACGCGAUGCUCAAAGUGCAAGGAGGUGAUGUACUGCUCGGUUGAAUGCCAGAGGCUCGAUUGGAAGGCGGGCCACAAGCAGGUGUGCUGCAGCGGCACCAGCGCCAGCGCGCUGGCCGCAAAGUCGGCGGCCGCGGCGGCGCUUCCACCUCCGUGGGAGCCGUUCAAGCCCGACCCCGAGGUGGAGGCGCUGAUUGACGAGGGCGCGGCCGCGCCCGUGACGGGGAUGGCCAACGUGGGCAACACGUGCUUCCUCAACGUCGUCGUGCAGUGCCUCUUCCACGGCCCGCUCUGGCACUACAUGCAGCGCGGCCUGCCGCGGCACAAGCCGCCGGCGGAGCACGAGCAGGGUUGCGGCGAGCCGGACUGCGUGAUCUGCGAGCUCAACGAGCUGGUCAGGAUGUACGCCAACCCGGGCGCGCGCAAGUGGAUCGCGCCGCGCUCGGUCGUGCGGAAGACUUUGUCCGCGUGCGCCGGCAUCGGGGUGGACUUUGGUCGGAUGCACGACUCGCACGAGUUCGCCAUCGCGGGCAUCAUCAACCGGCUGCUCAACGCCAACCUGCGCGGUGCGCCCGAGGCGAGCGGCAGCGACGAGUACGACUGCCUCGAGUGCCAGACGCUGCAGCACCACCUCUUCGGGGCUCUGUACGCGAGCGUGGUCACAUGCGAGAGCUGCGGCCACCAGACCGGGCGCAUGCAGCGAGACGCGAACGGGUUCACCCUUGCCCUCACCGGCCGCACGCCAGAGACGCCGGAGACGGGGCUGCGCGCGUGGGUGCGCGGCGCGGCGCAGCGGGUCGGGGAGAGGGUGGGUGUGGUCGAGGGGACGAGCGAGAGCGUCGAGGAGCUUCUCAAGUUCGACUUCGAAGGUGAGUCGCUCGAAGACUACAAGUGCGACGGGUGCGGCAAAAAGAUGGACGAGAUGGACGGCAAGCGGAUCGUCAAGAGG